CGCCGGGGCGGGACGGCCGCACCCCGCUCCUCCGCUGCUCCCGGCGAUCCCGCGCCCAGACUGGUAUCCGGGGACUGUGACUUGCAGGGCCCGCCAUGGAGCCGGAGCAGAUGCUGGAGGGACAGACGCAGGUUGCGGAAAAUCCUCACUCGGAGUACGGCCUCACGGACAACGUGGAGAGGAUAGUAGAAAAUGAGAAGAUUAAUGCAGAAAAGUCAUCAAAACAGAAAGUGGAUCUACAGGCUUUGCCAACUCGUGCCUACCUGGAUCAGACAGUUGUGCCUAUCUUAUUACAGGGGCUUGCUGUGCUUGCAAAGGAAAGACCACCAAAUCCCAUUGAAUUUCUAGCAUCAUAUCUCUUAAAAAACAAGGCACAGUUUGAAGAUCGAAACUGACUUACUGGGAAGAACAGAAAUGUUUGGUUUCUACUGUAGAUUUACUGAUUAAGAGGCAGCUUUAAUUGCCAUGAUUUCCCCCCCAGCCUUUUUGGAAGUAUAAGAACCUUCAGGACAACAACUUGUUCUUGGAGUUGCAGAAGAAAACUUAUUUCCCUUAUUUUGAUUUAAUCACCAUACUUAUUUAAUGAGUGUAUUAUGUGCAAUUUUUUCUCAGAUUGUCUUUAACUUUGUUUUUAAAAUGACCUUCAAAAUAAACUGUUAAAUGUCGUUA
Miniopterus natalensis is the source of this 669-nucleotide messenger RNA. It is a transcript of the gene DPY30, whose product is annotated as dpy-30 histone methyltransferase complex regulatory subunit. The record is from RefSeq and is a predicted model, not a curated record. NCBI's taxonomy places the organism in Eukaryota, Metazoa, Chordata, Mammalia, Chiroptera, Miniopteridae. Gene Ontology annotation, cellular component: Set1C/COMPASS complex.